Parathielavia appendiculata is the source of this 745-nucleotide messenger RNA. RefSeq lists its product as uncharacterized. The coding region runs from base 155 to 745 and encodes 196 amino acids. Gene Ontology annotation, biological process: protein phosphorylation. The record is from RefSeq and is a predicted model, not a curated record. Lineage: Eukaryota; Fungi; Ascomycota; Sordariomycetes; Sordariales; Chaetomiaceae. Gene Ontology annotation, molecular function: protein kinase activity; ATP binding. The transcript has 4 exons.
GUAGCGAGGCACUUCGUCACCUUGAACAUGUUAAAAUUGGCCCGACAUUGGCAACUUUAGUUCACUCUUGUCGCCAUUCUGACAAGACUCAUAGGUGCCGAUGUUUCAACUGCGAACAGGCUCCCCUACUCGUGGACCUGCCCGACGAUGAGCCAUGGCCACUAGUUCCACCAGACGUCGAUAUUGCGGCCUCUCAAAAUCGAAGGGCAGCCCUCCGAAAUCUAGAAAACAGCUGGAGACUGCGCAAUUCCGGUCUGUAGGAAAGUGUUGGUCUUGUUCCAACGACCUGCCGCCAUCGCAUCGCCGCGGCAUUAUGCACCAGAUGAUCCACAUCGUUCAACAAUUGCAUGACAAACGCAUCAUCCAUGGAGAUAUCAAGCUGGAGAAAAAGUUUCUCGACAACCAGGGCAAACUUUGGCUUUGUGAUCUUGCUGAGGGUCGGUACCUGGACGAGGACGAGCAUGUCCAGGACGGGAAACAACAUUGCACAAACAGGCUUCUGAGGUCGCAGCGUUCUGGACGAGACCCUCCGCCGGCGAUCAUCGACAAUGACUUGUAUGGCCUCGACCUGAGCAUCUGGCAGUUGUACACCGGUAGGAUUCUUCAUGGGGAUUUGGGUGGCGAUGACGUGGACGUCUGGGCGAGACAACUGAAUGGAGAAACAGUCAGCGUGACCGAGGUACAAGAUUGGGAGGUCCGCAGUAUCAUCACAAACCUCCUUCGCCAAGGGGGAGCACGUAUCUAG